AAUCUGUUGUAUUUACAUGAUGACAGCCCUUAACUUUGCAGUCUGUUUGUGAAGUCACUUGGGAUCACGCUGACAAUUAAUCCUAAUUGGUGUUGCACUCUAUUUUAGUGGAGUAAUUAGCCACCUACUUAGUUGUCUAGUGAAUUUUGAGGAUUUAAUUUAUUGUCGAGAUGAUGGCUCAGUUCACCAAACGGCAGUGGCUGACUCUAAUUGUCAUCAGUAUUGCCGAUUUUGCUAAUGCUGUGUGUGUAUCGCUACAAGCACCAUUCUAUCCUCAAGAGGCUGAAAAAAAAGGUGCCUCUCCGUCAGAAUACGGUUUAGUAUUUGGAAUAUUCGAGCUGGUCGUCUUCGUCAUCAGCCCUAUAUAUGGACAACGCUUGAAUCGAAUCGGCCCUAAACUGCUGUUCAAUGGCGGCAUUUUGACGACUGGAACAUGUGCCAUAUUCUUCGGAUUACUAGACAAGGUUGAUGGUCACUACCCUUUCAUCAUUCUAUCUUUCGUGAUCAGAAUUGUUGAGGCACUUGGCAAUGCUGCUUUUCUCACCGCGAGUUUCGCUAUCAUUGCGAAGGAAUUCCCGGAUAAUGUCGCCACCACGUUUGCUAGUUUGGAAACAUUUUUUGGUUUGGGACUAAUCGUGGGACCUACUGUGGGCGGUGCCCUCUACCAGGUGGGUGGAUACACUACCCCAUUCGCCGUCCUAGGAUCAGCUUUAUUUUUAGCAGCGAUAAUGACAGCGUUUGUAUUGCCGGUUCACAAUGAUACCCCCGCAGACGAUCACAAAUCUGGAGGAUUUAUGAAAGUCCUGAAAAUCCCAGGUGUCAUGGUAGCCACUGCCUCAAUUAUAGCAACAAGCAUGAGCAUCGGAUUUCUCCAGGCAACUCUCGAACCCCAUUUACGAGAAUUCAAUCUGAGUCCAGUUGUACUUGGUCUUAUGUUUGUAAUUAACGGUGGAAUUUAUGCUCUUACGGCACCUGCAUGGGGCUGGCUGUGCGAUAGAAAAUAUACACCAAAGGUUGCUACAGUGGCUGGUUGUCAUCUGGUGAUGGCGGGCUUUAGUUUAAUUGGACCCGCGCCAUUUAUUCCUUGUGAAACUAAAAUUUGGCUGACAAUAAUUGGUCUUGUGAUUCAUGGAUUGGGAAUGGCCGCUCAGCUGGUAGCCAGUUUCACUGAUGCCUUGAAUACGUCGAUAGCACAUGGUUUUCCAAAUAAUCUUGAAACUUAUGGCCUGAUAAGUGGUUUAUGGACAAGUGCUUUUGCCCUGGGAGCAUUCAUAGGUCCCAGUGUGGCAGGAAUUCUCCUCGACAACAUCGGAUUCAGAGAAGCCUCAAUGUUCAUCGUUAUUCUGCACUUAUUAGUGGGUAUUGCCGCAGCAGUAUUCCUCUUCUUCUCACGGACUCCUAAACCGUUCGCGGAGAUCGGGACUGAUGAUGAUCUACGCGUAUCUCUGACAGACAGUGGAAGAUCACACAGCACGAGUUCAUUCAUACGUGGCCAUCGUCAAGGCGUUCCAAUCGAUCGCCCAAGUGGCAUGAAUUCUCUAAUUGCAUGCAAUAGCUAUUCAAAUCGUGCGGGUGCAUGGUCGAGGGCUUCGUACAGCGGUCGAUUCACACACAGUUAUGGCUCCAUCGAGGUCAAACGAUACCUGGAAAGGACAACAUGAAAUUUCACUCACCGAAAUCACCGCACUCUAGCUGAUUUUGUUAUCUAAAUUAGGAAAUCAUCCAAAGACAGCUUUAUGACAAUUUAGGCGUCCCGCGACAAUUGUACAUAUCUUCAUUUUUUUAUACUCUAUACUUUGUUAAUCAUGUUUAGUACAUUUCAAUUUAUAUGGAAUUUCAUUUUUUAAAUUGUUCUAGUGAAUAGUAAUCUUGUUGUGAAGUGGUAUAUCAGCCAUUUUUGCUCAUAAAUUGGAAUAAAAAUGACCAUUUUCUCCCUGAUUUUCCGGAAUUUCCAAGAAAUUUGUCUCAAAUUUUAAGGAAAAAAAUUUCGAACUACUGCUUUGCUACAGGAAUAUUAUCUGAGUGAAUUAAAUUAAAUAAAACUAUUCGUCGCAAGUCGUUUCAGUUAAAAAUGUAUUCGGCGUACUGUUAGAAUGAAAUUUCUUGUUUUUUUAUCUUGAAAUUACUUAAAUUUCAAAAAAUUUCUAACAAUUUGCUCUUGAUCAAUUGUUAAAAAUUUAAAAAAAUGACUUAACUCGCUUUACUGCCGACUUGUUCUCACAAUAAAGUCCCUCCAUACAAUUCGAAUCGCAAUCGAAAUACACUUUUUCCCAAUACUCGGAAAUUGCAAGUUUGUAUGCCAAAUGUUAUUUCACAUACCCCGGGAAGAAUUCCAAUGCGUCUCCCCCCUUACGUGAUCCAACUUUCCGUGUAUCUAAUUACUGAUGCAAAAAUGUUGCACGAGGAGAAAUAAAGAGAAUUGCCCAAACAAAACCUCAAACAAAAGUAAAAUUAUCAUAUAUAUAUGCAAUACCACAAGACCAUUGGAUACAUUUUUACGAAAAAUCACAAGUAUUUCCAGAAACAAAAGCACGAUUUUUUUCAUUUUAGAGAUAAUGGGAAGUCAAUAAAAUGCAACUAAGAAAUGCGCCAAGAUACUUACACAGAGAGAAAAUUUUUUUUUACCAAGAAUAUUUACUAAUCUCAAGAAAAUAUAUUUGGCAUUAGUAAAUCUUAUGGGAGUAUUUAUACAGUAAUUGCCAGAUUUACUAGUCGGAAGAAAAUAUAUUUGGCAAAAGCAUUUUUUUUUCUCAGUGUAGAUGGCAUACAAUCUCUUAAAUAUUUCAGUUUUUUACCUUUACAAGAAAUUUUUUUCCUAGCUUUCGGUUAUUAUAAUUGAUGUCCACAAAUUCUAUUCUUCUACUGGACAAAUUAGUGACUUAUGUAUUGCACCGAAUUUCUAAUUCCAUCAUUUUUA
Molecule: messenger RNA, 2917 nt
Organism: Fopius arisanus
Lineage: Eukaryota; Metazoa; Arthropoda; Insecta; Hymenoptera; Braconidae
Product: MFS-type transporter SLC18B1
Exons: 8
Coding region: 171-1661 (496 amino acids)
Biological process (GO): transmembrane transport
Molecular function (GO): transmembrane transporter activity
Source: RefSeq, a predicted model, not a curated record